Messenger RNA from Physella acuta, 4312 nucleotides. RefSeq lists its product as uncharacterized. The record is from RefSeq and is a predicted model, not a curated record. NCBI's taxonomy places the organism in Eukaryota, Metazoa, Mollusca, Gastropoda, Physidae.
CUCGUUUCGAAACAAGGUAUUUCCGGUUGUGUAAAUAAAAAUAGAGGAAUUUUAUUUUCUAAACUGCAAGACGGAAGACACAGGUGACCAUUUGGAAGACAAGAAUUUGAAAUUGUGUGUAUUACCUGAGGCUUGGAUACAGAACAUGGUAGAUUGGAGAUUAAGAUAUUCAACACUUAAAUCUUCUCUGAUACUAGCUUUCACUGAACUUUACAGGAUUGUUUAAUUCACUGGAUUAACUUAACAAAAGCAUUGAUAUCCAGGUCUAAAAUUCAGUCACCUUUAGCACUCAAAUCAAAAUGAAUGAAUUCAGUUCACCCUGCACAGAUGAGCCCCUAUUGGCCAACCCUCGUGUCCAUGUUGAAGGUCGAGAGAACUAUGAGCGCAACCACAAAGCAUCCGAUUGGUUCGCUCAUAACGACUCGCCCGGUGAAGUCAAACCUGAAGCGAGGCUGCGGUCGGAAGCCGCGCGUGAGAACGCCAUGAAAAACCGUGGAUCCAUGAACGAGAACAUGCAAGGAUACGCCAACCCUGCCCCUGUAAGGAACAUCCACCCUAGGGGGGUGAAGCCAGAGGCGCAGGACAUUGCCGAGCUGAACAAGGGGGAUGGGAUGAGAAAUCUGAUUGAGAACUAUGGAAAUCUUGAGGUAUCCCCUCGACCAGCACCUAAGGUGAAGGGCUCAGAUGCUGAGGAGUACCAGCAAAGGCAACAUGGAUCUACAAAGCUACUGUUGGAUCACUACAGCACAGAGCCUAUCCCAGCAUCAGAACAGCCACCCAAGCCAAGGCUGGGGCUUGGAGCAGAGGAGAUUGCUGAUAAACAUAAAGGAGAAAGGAUGGGGCCAUUGAUGAGAUUAGAGGGCACAAAAACACCCAGAGAACCCAAGCAGGGGAGACUACACCAGGUUUCUGCUGGCAGUGGCUGGGACGAGAUCCCCCCGCAGCACCGCAUGAGGCCAGAGGGAGAAGGCAUCGCCCAGAAAAACAGCGCAGACUCCAUCAGUGAGAUCAUGCUGCAGAACAACAUGGGGGUGCCACAGAAGACAGCGCCCAAGGUGAUGAAACACAUGUCGGAGUCCCCCACCCCACGUAAACCCCCCCAAAAUCGUGUGAGGCUGGACGGAGUCAGGAACAUGGAGAGGGCAAGAAACCAGGACGAGAUGUCUGCCAUCAUGCACGGCAGUCCAGUUCAGCAGGCCAGGCCAGACAGUGGCAGGAAAGUUCUGCCCCACAUGCAGAGGUCGGAGCUGUGGUGAGAAACUGACCAGUCCAGCGGUGCUGUGUGGGGGUACACUGACCAUGGCUGUGGGGGAGCCACUACUUAACAUGUUACUCUGUUCACUUGCUUCCAUACUGCGUUAGUGUUUACCUGUUCUAUCAAACUGGAUGCCAGUUUGAUCAUUGUUUUUUAAAAGAUGGGACUUGGAGGAGAGGGGUGCUAAACAUUAUUUGUUUAUUCAUUUUUUUUAAACUGUACAUUUUACAUUCAGAUAAACCAAAUGUCCUUUUGUUUAUUUAUAAUGAGGUACCAGUAAUUUUUAGCAAUAAUAUAAUGUAAUGCGUGCUACUUAAAUUCUACAGCAGUUAACUUACUUGUUUUUUCAAGUAAGAUUUAUUUCUCCAUAUCUUUCUUUACCGAAAGGGUUCGUAACAGCCGAAAUAUUGAUUGAAAUAGUUUAAAAACACUGCCAACACUUUAUAUCAGAAACGCUCUGUGUUGUGAUUGUUGUACAAAUGUACCUGAUAUGCAACCCAGUAUUUAGAAAAAAAAGUACAGUUCAAGCUUACUGUAAUGUGAUACUAUCUGUAUCAAAUGUGCGCAUGCAAAAAGUUUAUUCAGUAAAUUGUUGUGACCAUUAAGAUCUGAUAACUGUGGCUGACACUGGACAGUAUUCAUUUAAUAGACUUCCCUGUUUUAAAACCUCUUUCUGCUGAGUGUUGAAUAUUUGUUUCGCUGGAAUCUUCAAGUUUUUUAACAUAACUCUUUGUUACAGUAAAUGUUUGUUGAACAUGACAUGUAAAUAUUGUGUUGAUUUGUUUGUGCAGAGGAAGUUUAGGUCUUUUGAUGGAAUAGUAUAGCACAUUUUUGGUGCAGAAAUCUGGCCAUCAUUUUUAUCAUUGUUUUUUCUUAUCUUUUAUAUUAACUGGGUAAAAACUUGGACUAUUUUUAAUGAUUUUACCAAAUACAAAUUAAGAAAUCUACUUAAAACUUAUGAUCACUAUAUAUAAUUAAUCAAAAAAUAUUUUAGUAAAAAAAUGUCUUUUAACAAUUAAUCAAAAAUGUUUAUGUUUUAAAAUAGAUUUUAAAACUUUAUUUUAACCAUCCCAUUAUUUCUGUUUACUCGUAACAUUUGUAACAACGCCACUGUUAUACAUAUGGGAAUCGUAACACUACUUUGUUGUCACUCAUGCUCAAGCUUAGGGUGCCUUGUUGUUGUUGAUUCCAUUCUUAAAACUUACAAUGAAGGCAUGUGAAAUAUACACUGUAACUCUUCAUUUUAAAAACUUUAAUACUUAAAUUUUUUUAAAUACUUUAGUAGGCUUGUUCAUGUAUGACACUAUUACUUCUAUUUAGUUAUUUGGUGUACAUGAUGGGAGGUAACUAGAUAGUUACAAUUAACUUCCAUAAAAUUUUUGAUAUAAAAAAUGGUCGGUGCCCUUAAAAUAAUCCUAAAUGUAAUAUUUACAGAAAUAACAUUCGAUGAACAUAUUUUUAUGUUUUUAGAAAUGGAGGUAAUUAAAAUUUGAAUGAAGUAACUUAAGGAAAACUAACAGCACACUAACAAUCUCUUAACAUUGGGGCAGCAUCAUCUGACUUGUACCCCCACAGGUAUAUUCCACAGUUUUGGUUGUGAACUAACCCUAGUUGUUUUUUUACUGCAACUUUUUAAUCGUUUCCUGCAUUGUAUUAAAACAUCAAAUUUUAAAUUUUCUCACAAACAGGUAUGUGAGUUAUCUUGGAUUUUUUCCUGUGUACCUGUAUUAAAAUAUAUAACAAUAUGCCUUUUAAAUUUCCAAUUGGUUUGGCUGAGGUGUAUAGACAUUGGCUGUUUUUGUCUGUUAUCAUAGAGGUUUGUCCUCUGGUAUGCUUUUCUUGCCUUAUUUCACAUUUUAUUCAAGGAGCCUGUAUUUUGCUGUUUUCCUUUUUUUAAAAAAAAGUUUUUAAAAAAUUUGGCAUGAAUCAUUUUAGUGUGUUUAAAAACUUGAUGCCAAAAUUGGUUGUGUCAAAUACAUUCUAUUUUAUUUUUUGUACCCUGUAUACUUAUGUUUUGUGUCUAGCUCUUUUAAGUUUAGAGGUACAUAUCAGUUUUAACUUCUCACCUAAUAUAAAUCUCGUUUUUUAAAAUAACUUUUUUAGCAUUUUAUUAUUUUAACAAACGUAUUUAUAGAAUAUACUGCAAAUGGUUUUGUUCUGUUUUUAAUGCAAAGCCUUUCUAUAAUUUAUCUUUAUCUUUAGUAACAGUUGAUGCAAAUCUGUUUUUACCCUAAGUAUUGAUAAACACUUAGCUUUUUUCAAAAUACUAAUAACACUAUGAAGCUUAUUUAUUUAAAAAUAUUUUUUACAAAAAUAAAAUUGUCCCCAUGAUUAACACCAUAUUUAUGUACAAUCAACAAAAGAUUGUAAAUGAUUUUUUUAUUGAUGUUAGCAAGAUGUAUGCACUCUAACUUCUGGUGCCUCAGCCAGCUUCUCUAUGCAUUCCUUUCACAAGUUAAAAUAACUUUUUAUUUUAAUCAUGAUCUGAAACUGUACAUUUUACCAAGCAAAGAAAGAUUUAUAAAGUGAAGAACACUUUUUACCAAGUGAACUACUACUUUUUACCCAGUAAAAUUUUUUUUUUUACCCAGUGAGGAAAUAUUUUUAUCUAAUGAAGUUAAUUUCUUUUACUAAGUGAAAAUAUAUUUUUUCAAUCUAGUGGAGAAAUAUGUGUGUGCUAAUUUAACCGGUCAGAACUAGAAAAUGUCCAUUUUUUUGUAUAAUAUUUAUUUUUGUUUAUAAUAGUCAUCAAAAUGUGUAUAUAGAAUGGAACUUAGUAGGAUGUAAGUAUUUGGACAGUCUACAGCUUUAUUAUAAUUACAUUUGUAUACAGCCUCAUGGGGCUAGCCAAGCUUCAUGUUUUAAUAUUCUUGACUGCUGUUUAUAUUCUUAUCUGUUUAUAAUCAAAAAGAUUUAUUUGUUGUAUUUUUUUUUUUAAAUUUGGCUAUUUUGUAUCUCAUUUAUUAAAAUAAAAAUAGUCCACUUUAAAUUAGAGUUGAAAUAGAUUGGUAAUGUUAAGUUUUGUACUCUCCCUAUUAAAAUUCAUAUUCUGUUAAA